AUGGCUAAAGCUCUAACAGAAGACUCGGCAAACAUAGAAAAACUGAUCGACGCGGAAAACUACCAAAUAUGGAAAUUUCAAAUCGGAAUAAUACUUCGAGCUCAUGAGUUAUUCGAUAUAAUAGACACGGAAACUGUGGAAAAUGAAAAAACUAAUGCGUGGAAGAAAAAGAAUGCACAGGCACAAAAAAUUAUUGCUACGACAGUAGACAAGAAACCACUACUACACAUAAUGAACUGUAAAACUGCACAUGAGAUGUGGAUAAAAAUUGCUACAAUUUACCAGAGGGAUAAUGAACAACAGAAAUGUAGUCUCUUACAGACAUUUUAUAGUAUGACCCACGAAAGAAAUCUGGAUAUAAUGUCAUACAUAAGUAAACUCAAAAACAUAAAUAGCAAUGAGACUGAACGCAAUGGACACGAAAAGCCACGUUACCGCAGGAAAGAGAUGAGAGACAAAGAUAGGCAGUCGGAAGAAAAAGCGGUCGCCUUCAAAGCAAUAAACAAAAAAUGCUACAAGUGCAAUAAACCAGGACACAUGGCAAAAGACUGUAGAACGAAGAAUAGGCCCAAUGAGAAAGAAGUGCGCUGCUUUAAAUGCAAUAAGAAAGGUCAUAUGGCAAGAUCAUGUGAUGAAAAGCCUAAAACAGAGAGAUGCAGCAUCUGCAAAAAGAGCAACCAUGAAAAAAAGGACUGCUACUUCAGAAAAAAGAAAGAGGCCAAAGAUGAAAGAACAGAAAAAGUGGCGUUUAUGGCAGCCGGUCUACACGAAGAUGACAUCAGGAUAUAG
This is a messenger RNA of Formica exsecta, 789 nucleotides long. RefSeq lists its product as uncharacterized. NCBI's taxonomy places the organism in Eukaryota, Metazoa, Arthropoda, Insecta, Hymenoptera, Formicidae. The transcript has 2 exons. Gene Ontology annotation, molecular function: zinc ion binding; nucleic acid binding. Bases 1 to 789 code for a protein of 262 amino acids. The record is from RefSeq and is a predicted model, not a curated record.